GCAUUCCAAAUACCGACGUGACGUCAGAGCAGCAAGACGCUGGACGAAAGUCGCGAAAGGCCAGCGCGCGUCUCACAGAGGACUGUCGUUUGAGAUCCUGUCAUUCUCGACUUUUUAACUCAACGUUUGUGAUUUUAACUCACUCGGUGGUUUUACCAAUACUAGGUUUCGCUUCGAAGCCAUUUUACCUCAAAGUGUUUCAUGUAGCUCGCCUUUUGUUAACUCUCUUAGUCUUGAAUUGGCGGCUUGACCCUCGACAUGGAUAUUAGCUAGCUAAGCUAGUCACCAAGAAACCGAAAUAACGGCUCGUCAGAGGGUAUGUGUCCCAAUUUUAUCGCCUUUAAACGUCGUUUAUGUGCUUAGGGUCGAGAAGUCUGAGGCAAAUUUUCGCCUUGGGUGUUGCCAAAGAAGGACUGAAGUUCGGGAGAAGUAGCUAGUUGUUUUACGGAGGGAAGAAAGAGGUGGGAGAUGUUGACGAACGCGAACAGUCCGCCGAAGUUUCCGAACCAACAGCAGCAGCCACAACAGCAGCAGCAAAAUCCACCCCAAUUCAUGCAGGGGAAAUCUUCACUUCAGAUCAAGAAAAAUGCCAUAACCGACGACUACAAGGUCACUAGUCAGGUCCUGGGACUAGGCAUCAAUGGCAGGGUCCUGGAGAUCUUUCACAAGAGAAGUGGGGAUAAGUACGCUUUAAAGAUGCUUCAUGACUGUCCCAAAGCUAGACGAGAAGUUGAGCUACACUGGCGAGCUUCUUCAUGUACCCAUAUCGUCAGAAUUGUUGAUGUAUAUGAGAACCUAUAUCAAAACAGGAAGUGCCUUCUUAUUGUUAUGGAGUGCAUGGAUGGAGGUGAGCUGUUUAGUCGAAUUCAGGACAGAGGGGACCAGGCAUUCACUGAAAGAGAGGCUUCUGACAUUAUGAAGAGUAUAGGAGAGGCCAUUCAGUAUUUACAUGCUAUAAACAUUGCACACAGGGACGUCAAGCCAGAGAACCUGCUAUAUACCUCUAAAAGGCCCAAUGCCCUUCUCAAACUGACAGACUUUGGAUUUGCAAAGGAGACAACAACACACAACUCACUGGCCACACCUUGCUAUACUCCUUAUUACGUUGCCCCAGAGGUUCUUGGGCCAGAAAAGUAUGACAAGUCCUGUGACAUGUGGUCUUUGGGUGUCAUCAUGUAUAUUCUGCUAUGUGGUUACCCCCCAUUCUAUUCCAACCAUGGCCUAGCUAUAUCCCCUGGUAUGAAGAAACGAAUCCGUAUGGGACAGUAUGAGUUUCCAAACCCUGAAUGGUCUGAAGUUUCAGAGGAAGCCAAACAGCUUAUCAGAACGUUACUGAAAACUGAGCCGACACAAAGGAUGACCAUCACAGAGUUCAUGAACCAUCCCUGGAUCAAUCAAUCAAUGGAAGUACCACAGACGCCCUUACAUACCAGCCGUGUUCUGAAAGAAGAGAAAGACACUUGGGAAGAUGUCAAGGAGGAAAUGACAAGUGCCUUGGCAACAAUGAGAGUCGAUUACGAGCAAGUCAAAAUCAAGAGGAUCGAAGACUCCUCCAAUCCCCUGCUGAUGAAGAGGAGAAAGAAAGCCAACAACCUGCCUGCCGAAAACGAGACGCCUGCUUGCUAGGGACAUCUUUUUGUCAAACACGUACACGCAUUUAUACACAUACAUUCAGUUCACAGGAAGCAAUAACUCAAGAAAAAAUCAAAGUGAGAGAUUUAAAAAAAAACAUAUUUCUUUUUAAUUACUCACCAUUUGUAACUAACAAAAAAAAAAACUUCUGCUACCUAAAGAAAUGGGCUGUACAAUGAUGAUGACACAUGAAUUCAGAGUUCUGAAACAGCCGUUGUCCACUAGUUUGCUUUUUAAAGUUGUCACAAGUCCUGUUUUGUCACAUGGUGUUUCCUGGGGUAAUCGAAAUGCAUUUAUUUUUAAUCAGAAGCCAUUGGUACAUACAUUCGAGAGUUACACACUGUCUUUCUUUUUUGAGUUCACAAGAUAAGUUGUUGUGUGGCCUUCCUUCUGCUUAUGUUCUGAGAAGCCUAUGCAUUAUUCAUAGCCUUCAAAAUGUUCCUGUUCUUUUUUCGGUACAUCUAUCAAAGUCAUUUCCGCACCUGAAUGCUUUUAUUUUUUUAAUUUAGCUCCAAAAGACUGACAUAGUCAGUACUAGUGUCCAGAAAAUGUAUGUUCGAAAUGACUCUUUGAAUGUAGACGUGCUCUGUUCUCUACUGGGAAAAAGUCUGUCAGUAUCGUUCAGGGUCCUGUCAAGAAAAUACAAGAUCAUUUCGAUGCUUUAGAUUCAAUUUGCCUUAUUCAAAUUGAUUCCAGAGAAACAAAAGCACCUUCAUCGCCCUGUUUUUAGUAUUUGACAAGCCUUUCACUAUAUCCAACUAGCCAAUCCAGCAUAUUGUUUCAUGCUUAACAUUACGCUUAUUGCACACCAUUAGGUGAUUGAUGAUUUGCCUUGUAUCGAUUCUAUGCAUAUUUCUUUCCAGCUUGUUUUUCUUGGGUAUUUGUAAAGAAUGUUAGCACAUGCUCUCGCAUUUCAUUUUAAACAUAUAUAUACAAACCAUACCCAGUUAACACCCUUAAACCCAUAGUUAUUUUUUUAAAAGUUUAUAAAGAAUCAAUAUGAAUGGGUAAAGGGUGUUUUUUCGUCUGUGGGAUAUCCAUUUGGUUAGAAUCGACUGUGUACUCUUCAUCAUGCCAGUGUGUGUUCAUGUUGUGUCUAUGAUCAAUGCCUACCAUGCAGUAAUUGUUUGAAUGCACCUACUGGAAGCAGCUUGGAUAACCAGUUGUUACAUAUCCAGUUGACUGGUUUUAGCUGCUCUAAUGACCUAUGCUGAAAAGUUUUGUUUUAUUUUCUAUAUAGUCUUUUUUUAAUCUGUAUAUUCAUAUUUGUCGUGUGAUUGAUCCUCUUUUAACGGAUAUGAGAUGAUGCCCAAAGUGUUGAACGUACAGUAUACAGUUGAGGAUCAGCAGUUAUUAUGUAAACCAUUUCUGUGCCCCUCUUUUAUCAUCAUCAUCAUCAUUUUAGUCAAUCUGUAAACUUGACUUUUAUUUGAUGCUGCCACUGUGUUGGAUUUUUAUUUCCUCCUUUGCGUUAUUUUCCCAGUGCAGCGUGUCAUCCAAGUUGAAAACAGACUAGAAUUCACACAGAAUUUUAUACUAACAGGAAGAGGCAGAAAUGUGUCCUGUUUUAGUAUUUAACUGCUUUACUUAUGUCUUGGUCUGCUCCGACUUUGGAUUAAAACACCUUAAAACGCA
Misgurnus anguillicaudatus (oriental weatherfish) is the source of this 3267-nucleotide messenger RNA. Lineage: Eukaryota; Metazoa; Chordata; Actinopteri; Cypriniformes; Cobitidae. The record is from RefSeq and is a predicted model, not a curated record.